GCUGUUGGGGAAGUGAUGUGUCCUUUAGGGUGCAAGCAUGCAAGUUUACAUGUGUACACUCAUUUUUCCAAGGGAGGAAAGGCACAGAGAAGCUGUUAAAAAUGGGCUAUAUAGAGAAGCACCACACCUUGGUGAUUUCUGCUUCUGAACCAUCCUUUGAAAUCAUUAGCAAUCUUGAAGCCCCAUCCCCACCUCCUACUCUUCAGCUGAGAGCCACAUUAACACCCCUUCCUCAACCUGCUGUCCUGAGAGCUGGCAGCUGCUUGGUGGUCCCACAUCCUGAGGUGCUUGACAGGCUGCAAGCUCACCCCCUUGCCUUUGUGGAGCAAAAGGGGGAGCAAGCAACUUGACUCAGGAGCUGCUGGAGCUGAAGGUCCCCAGGCAAUCUGGGCACAGUGCCCUGUGAAGGGAGGCCUUUUCACUCUGGCCGUGGCACAACUUCCCAAGGGGUCCCUCUAGCCCUUCCCCUCCCCAGGUUGCUCCGCCUGAACCAGCAGGUGCAGGGCAGCAAAGUUAAUGAUUAGCUCAGCCAGUUGCGAGGUUGCAGUUCCUCCACAGAGCCCACAGCCAGCUGGCAUCCGUUUGCCAACAUGCUUGCCCGGUUCCAGAUGGUGGGGCUCCUGGGUUUGCUUCAGGGGCUGCAACUCGUCCACUGCCAAGAGAAGAAGCAGCCAGGGGGUCCCACAAGCAGCCUCUCCCCCCUCAUGAGGGACCCGUAUGACUUUGCCAUUGUCAUCUCAGCAGGAGGCAUUGAAUGCUUCUGGCAAUUUGCACACCAAAAUGGCUCCUUCUACUUCAGCUAUGAGGUGCAGUGGACUUCAGGCCUUGGCCAUGAUAGACACAUCCUAGCAACUGUGAACGACCCCAGUGGCUUCCACCUCGGCACCUCCCAGGAUGUGCAGGGACAGAUCAACUUCCCGACUCGGGAGACAGGCUUCUACCAGCUGUGCCUGAGUAAUCGAUACAACCAUUUUGGAACUGUGCAAGUGUAUCUCAACUUCGGGGUCUUCUAUGAAGGCUCUGAUCUAGAAACUGCUGAGCUCAAGAGGACAGAACUCAAUGGCACCCUGGAAGCAAUUGAGAAGAGCACCACCAAGCUGCUGACCAAUAUCUUCCACAUGUGGCGUUACUACAACUUUGCUCGGAUAAGGUCAAGGACAGACUUCAACCUUCUCCAGUCCAACUACACCUAUGUGAAGUGGUGGUCAGCAGCUCAGAGUGUUGCCAUUGUGCUCUCUGGCAUCCUUCAGCUCCAUUUCCUCAAGCGCCUCUUUGCUAUGCAGCUGAGCCAGAGGCCCAGAUGCUGAAACUUCAGCAGGAUGCGACGCCAAGUCCCAAAGCAGGAGGAGGGCCUCACCUCUGACUACAAAGUCAUGGAAUGAGUUGUACCCUUCUCAAGGCUGGAAUUUGCUAAUAGGAUAAUAAAUCCAAAGAAUUCUCUUUAA
Crotalus tigris (Tiger rattlesnake) is the source of this 1445-nucleotide messenger RNA. It is a transcript of the gene TMED6, whose product is annotated as transmembrane p24 trafficking protein 6. The record is from RefSeq and is a predicted model, not a curated record. NCBI's taxonomy places the organism in Eukaryota, Metazoa, Chordata, Lepidosauria, Squamata, Viperidae. Bases 591 to 1307 code for a protein of 238 amino acids. Gene Ontology annotation, cellular component: endoplasmic reticulum-Golgi intermediate compartment; endoplasmic reticulum; Golgi apparatus. The transcript has 4 exons. Gene Ontology annotation, biological process: intracellular protein transport; endoplasmic reticulum to Golgi vesicle-mediated transport; Golgi organization.